Messenger RNA from Maniola jurtina (meadow brown), 1432 nucleotides. RefSeq lists its product as uncharacterized. The transcript is spliced from 5 exons. NCBI's taxonomy places the organism in Eukaryota, Metazoa, Arthropoda, Insecta, Lepidoptera, Nymphalidae. Bases 80 to 1432 code for a protein of 450 amino acids. The record is from RefSeq and is a predicted model, not a curated record.
CUAUCGUUAUAAAAACGUUUCGCGAGUUUAUAUUUUUACAAGUUGUUUUUUACAAGAGGAACUAACCAGUAAGAUAAGAAUGAAACUGUUCGUUGUAUUCGCACUAUGCGUCGCCGCGGCUUCGGCCUUCGUGGUUCCUCCCACCGUAACUGGUAUGGAUGCAGCUGAGAUCCAGGAGAUCAUCGACUCCAUCUACCAUCCAAGCACGGACCCUGCAACUGCUGCUGCUCUCGAACAGAUGCUCCUUGAGAUUCUCGGCAUCAACAAGCCUGUCAACGUUGAAGAGGAUGAAAUUGUUCCCAUUGAACUCCCUGCGAUCAUUGACGAAUCGAUCAUCGUCCAACCUGGACAGAACGAAGAACUUACACCCAUCGACACCAACCCGGCAAUCAUCGAUGAGUCCAUCGUCUCUGAGCCUGCCAACUAUCGCCCUGCCCUUGUACAAGUCAUCGUCAAUGUUAACACCAACGCUCCUGGCAACGCUGUUGUUGUAGAGCAACCUGAACAGACCAUUGUGGUUGACAAUCCCGAGGUUGAUGAAGUGGUUGUUGUUGACCAGCCCGAGGUUGAUGAAGUGGUUGUAGUUGACCAGCCCGAGGUUGAUGAAGUGGUUGUAGUUGACCAGCCCGAGAUUCCCGAAGAAGUUAUCGUGGCUCCAGUGAUCAUCCCCGAAGAGCCAGUUGAGGUGCCUACGCCCGUGAUCGUUUCUCCCAUCGAAACAAUUCCUGCUAUCAACAUCCCUGAAUUUCAUCAUGACUGCGCAUGCCAUGCCAAGGGUCAACUGAUGUGUCGUAUUAUGACGCUGAUCCUCAAAAUGAAAUACUUCGUUGUUUUCGCUCUAUGCGUCGCCGCGGCUUCGGCCUUCGUGGUUCCGCCCACCGUAACUGGUAUGGAUGUAGCUGAGAUCCAGGAGAUCAUCGAUUCCAUCUACCAUCCAAGCACGGACCCUGCAACUGCUGCUGCCCUUGAACAGAUGCUCCUUGAGAUCCUCGGCAUCAACAAGCCAGUCAAUGUCGAAGAGAAUGAAAUUGUUCCCAUUGACGUUGGGCCCGCAAUCAUCGAUGAGUCGAUCAUUGUCGAACCUGGACAGAACGAAGAACUUACACCCAUCGACACCAGCCCCGCAAUCAUCGAUGAGUCCAUCGUCUCUGAGCCUGCCAACUAUCGCCCUCCCCUUGUACAAGUCAUCGUCAAUGUUAACGCCAACGUUCCUGGCAACGCUGUUGUUGUAGAGCAACCAGAACAGACCAUCGUUGUUGACAAGCCCGAGGUUGAAGAUGUGGUUGCAGUUGACAUGCCCGAGGUUCCCGAAGAAAUUAUCGUGGCUCCAGUGAUCAUCCCCGAAGAGCCAGUUGAGGUGCCUACGCCUGUGAUCGUUGCUCCCAUCGAAACAAUCCCUGCAGGGACUUUCCCUGGCAUCAUCCUCAACUAA